AUGCCCAUCACUUUGUCAAACUCAGUGGACACCCACGACCAGGUCGUCUCUCUCCCAAAGAACUGGGUUGUGUGCGAUGGAACAAGCUAUCCUGUCAAAGGGUACGACGACUUGUUCAAGGCCAUUGGGAACGCUAGUGGAGGCGAGAACGGAAGGCUUAAGAUUCCGGACCUUCAAGGCCGCUUCAUCAGAGGUGCGGUCCGCGCACGACUCUACGCGCCUCUCUUCGCCGCCAUCGGUACGACCUGCGGCUACGAGGACGACCAGUCCUUCUUCGUGUCCAAUUUUUCCGGCCAAUACCCGCGCGGCGCCGGCAUUAACAACCGCAGGGAGGACGGGGACCCGGACCGCAACAGUCGGCACUCACGCAACCUCAACGGCACCAGGAAGGGGGCUGAGUCCUACCAGGGCUAUGCCACGGGCAUUCCCAAGAGCACACCCCACCUGGAGAUUGAUUAA
This is a messenger RNA of Colletotrichum navitas, 459 nucleotides long. RefSeq lists its product as uncharacterized. The coding region runs from base 1 to 459 and encodes 152 amino acids. The record is from RefSeq and is a predicted model, not a curated record. The transcript has 3 exons. NCBI's taxonomy places the organism in Eukaryota, Fungi, Ascomycota, Sordariomycetes, Glomerellales, Glomerellaceae.